UUCUCCCUCCUAUGGCAACCACAUCGGCGGCACCGGCCAUGGCGUACCGAGUGCUGGAGCUGACCCUGGUCUCGGCAAACGACCUCAAGAAGGCGCUCUUCUCCCGGAUGCGCGUGUACGCGGUCGCCUCCAUCUCCGGGGGCGGCCCUCGCAUGCCCACCCACGGCACCCACGCCGACCGCAGCGGCGGCUGCAACCCCGCCUGGAACGCGGUACUCCACUUCCCCAUCCCCGCCGCCGCCGACACCCGCGGCCUCGCGCUCCACGUGCUUCUCCGCUCCGAGCGCCUCUUUGGCAACCGCGACGUCGGCGAGGUGUUCGUGCCCAUCGAUGACCUCCUGGCCAGCGCCGACAAGGCCGGGGAUCCGAGGCCGGUGAGCUACCAGGUGCGCAGGCCGCACUCCGGCCGCGCCCACGGCACGCUCUACUUCUGCUAUAAGUUCAUCGAUGUCCCCGCCGCCGGAGUCACGGAAACCAAACAGGGCCAAUACGUCAAGUACGUGCAGGACUCCGAGAAGGGAAUGGACUAUGUCAUCGCGCCGGCCAUCGCGUACCCGCCACGGCAGGCCACGCCCGCGUACCAACCGGCGCCGUACGGCUCGCCGUACGCGGGGUACCCGCCGCAGCCGUAUGCCUACGCUGGUCUGUCACCGUACGGGUACAAUGCUGCUGCCCCACAACCGGCGAUGUACGGGUACGCGCCGCCACCAGUGGCUGCGCCGGCGAGGCAGGGUGGAGGAGGUGUGGGGGUUGGGCUCGGGCUCGGUCUUCUCGGCGGUGCUGUCGGUGGGAUGAUGCUGGGGGAAAUGGUGGGUGACUUCGAGGGUGACGCCGCCUACGACGCCGGGUUCAAUGAUGCGUUGGCAUUUUAG
Messenger RNA from Phragmites australis (common reed), 872 nucleotides. Its product is annotated as protein SRC2-like. Lineage: Eukaryota; Viridiplantae; Streptophyta; Magnoliopsida; Poales; Poaceae. The transcript has a single exon. The record is from RefSeq and is a predicted model, not a curated record. Gene Ontology annotation, biological process: defense response. The coding region runs from base 12 to 872 and encodes 286 amino acids.